GUAAGGACGCUAUUUGUCAGUGGACUGCCCAUGGACACGAAGCCGCGUGAACUCUACCUUCUCUUCCGCAACUUCAAGGGUUACGAGGGAUCGUUUUUGAAGAACACGCCUAAACUUAACGACGCAAAAACUUAUGCGCCGGUCGCAUUUGUCAUGUUCGAUUCGAAGUUGAGUGCAGAGAAAGCAAAACAAUCUCUACAGGGCGUGAGGUUUGACCCCGACGUUGCCAUGACAAUCCGACUUGAGUUUGCGAAGACGAACACCAAAAUGCAGAAAUACCACAACCACCCAAACUUCAUCCAUGUGAACAACAUAGCAGCCCAGAGCGAAGCACAACAGCAGCAACUGCAAAACAUGCAGAACAACACCCUACCCUCUAGUUUGUCUUCCGAUCAGAACCAGCCACUCACUUUUGGCCCCUCCUUGAGCGCCUCUUCCAGUUUGCAAUCAAUGCCGAGUAAUGUAUCCCCCACAUCGCCCACUUACAAACAGGUUCACCCGAGAAUCAUCCCCAAUGGACUGUUCGGCUGUGCCCAAAGGGGGGACAAUUUGACUUCUCAAGCAUCAGUGAUGGGUAGUCACGGCAACUACGUCCAGAUGUCUGUAGCACACGUUCCGACGCUAACGGCAGCCAGUCCAGUCGCAGCUAUUCCGAGUCAGCAAUCUCAUCUAUUGGCGUCAUACGCCGGAAUGUCGCCAUUCAUUAGCACAACAGAUGCAUGGACUUCGCAACAACAAGCCUUGGCUUACGCGGUCGAACUAGCAGCUGAGAGCUCAACCGGGACAGCGGGAUUGACUUACCACCACCACCACCAACCGGGUAACCCUCACACGUCCCCAGCAGCAGCCGCCAAUCAGAGCUUCUUCGCCGCCCCCACUGCCGCAAACCUGCAGAUACACAAUCAGGUCGCACAGCACCAAGCCGCAUCUGCACUGUUGUCCGCGGCAGCCGCCAAUGCCGCCAACAUUAACCAACAUUUGCACACCACACACCACAGCCACCACCAACAGCAGCACCACAGCAGCAGUCACCUCCCCCAUCUAGCCCACGCCGCCGGGACACCACAGCAACACCAGCACCAGCACCAGGGGCAGACAGCUGCAACCCUCCUGCCCCAGACACACACGGGUGCCGCCUUAGGUGCAGCCGCCGCCUCGCAACAGGCCGCAGCAGCCAUGUCCACUGCCCAGCUCCUAGCCCAAUUCGCGUCUCAAGGUCACGCCACCGGACACCCGCAACUCGCCACAGGCCAUCCGCUGCACUCGCCGACAGCAGCCAUUGCGAUGCCUUCGUUCGCGUCGCCUGCAGCGGCCUUCGGGGCCCACAACGGAUUGGGGUCUAUGACGGCGCCGACCACAAAUAACAGCACUUUGUUCAUUGCAAAUUUGGGACAUGGAUCAACUGAAGAUGAGCUCAGUCUCAUUUUUAAUGGUUUCUUUGGGUUCAACAGGCUGAAGAUGUACAGAAACAACGGCCAAACUCCAGUUUGUUUUGUCGAAUUUAAUUCGUCGGCAGCUGCAAUCAUUGCAAUGACAGCCCUUCAAGGUCACAUUCUGAAGUCGUCCGAGAAAGGAGGAAUCCGCAUCGAGUUCGCCAAAAACCGAAUGGGCGAAAUUGGAAAAGCUGGAAGAAAAGAAUUGGAGGAAUCUAGAAACCCGCAACAGCCGAUCAAAUCCGAACCCAACGCCGCAAACUCUCAAACAAUUAGCAACCCGCCAACUUCCUGCAGGCGAAUUGAAAAUUCCUCGGGAAUGGAACAGCAACCGAACUCGAAUUUAGAAUUAAACGGUAAUGGAGAUAGAUUCGUUCCUAGAUCUCAAGUUUACUGAAAGCCAGAUUUCAUUUUAAUGAAAAAGAACAAACAAACAUUUUUGUGAUAGUAAAUCAAUUAGAUUUUAUGAAUCUUUUUAUUAUGUGUUAAAAUUUGAAAAUAGUCUCUCAAAGUGACAAAAACUAUUUAAACGACCAAUACAGGGUAACAUAUUUUCCGGUGCUACAAAUCAUUGAUUUCAAAAUUAUGUAAUCACUUUUUCUGUCCAAGCAUCUGAGAUGUAUAGACUGUCCGAAAAGGGUGUAUUCUGUAUUCCAACUUUUCGAUCGUGUUUUAUAUUGGAGUAUUGUAUUAUAUUCAAUUUGAUUUUGUGAGCAAUUGCUUAAUUUUAAUGAAAGUACUCAAUUAAUCUUAACUUCUUUGUA
Symsagittifera roscoffensis is the source of this 2197-nucleotide messenger RNA. Its product is annotated as protein couch potato-like. The record is from RefSeq and is a predicted model, not a curated record. Gene Ontology annotation, molecular function: RNA binding. NCBI's taxonomy places the organism in Eukaryota, Metazoa, Xenacoelomorpha, Acoela, Convolutidae.